AUGGACCUCCAGACCCUGGUACUCCUUGAUCCAUCAGUUAGUCAAAAGAACCAAGAUCCCAUUGGGCUUGACUGUGGGCUGCUUUCAGGGAACCAGCGAUAUUUUGCUCCAGCUUCCACAGCUGAUGUGGAUCGCAGCCCUGGUAAGCUGAUAACGAAUCCCCUUUUAUCAGAUCAGUUCCUGGACAUUAAUUCAUUUUUAAGACGCAGAACUAUUGUAAGUUAUAGACAGAUGAUUGAGGAAUUCAAAGAAUGGAGGUUUCUUUUCUAUCUACUUCUCCUUGGUCUGACACCAUACCAUUAGCUUUAGAAUUUCUAGAAGUUCAAAUCUGGUUUAGCGGUCAGCACCAUCAAGACCUAUGGAUCUGUUUACAUUUUCUUACCCAUAACCUUACUCAGGAUGCCCUGUAUUUGAGAUUACUAAAAGGGUUAAUUGUCCGCUGCCCAUGUACUCCAUGUUACACAUCUACUUGGAUAAUGCUAAAAUUGACUUAAGAUGCACUGCUAUUAAGUUGGCUUCUCUGCUGUUUUUGGUCUUGGCAGCUAGAGGAGCUGAGUUAACUCAAAUCUAUAUUUCAUAACGGUGGUUGUCCUGCACACCGGGAGGGUUCCAUAUUAUACUAAAAUGGAGACAAAAACUUUCCCAUAUUUUCCCAGGUCCGGUGGAAUUGGAUUUGGUUCAAGAUCCUUCCGAACCAGGCUUAUGUUUAGUCAACCUGUUACAAUCUUACCUUGACCUUUCUGCUGCUGUUAGAAAUAUCAGUCAAUUAUUUAUUACAUCAAGGAAUCCCUUUCAUCCAGCCAAAGGUAAAACAGAGGUUGGGUACUAUCCAACAUCUCUUCAGCUGGUAUAG
Messenger RNA from Pelobates cultripes (western spadefoot toad), 853 nucleotides. Lineage: Eukaryota; Metazoa; Chordata; Amphibia; Anura; Pelobatidae. The record is from the annotation of a GenBank genome assembly.